Misgurnus anguillicaudatus (oriental weatherfish) is the source of this 3284-nucleotide messenger RNA. RefSeq names its product synaptic vesicle glycoprotein 2Ca (gene sv2ca). The record is from RefSeq and is a predicted model, not a curated record. Gene Ontology annotation, cellular component: synaptic vesicle membrane. Gene Ontology annotation, biological process: chemical synaptic transmission; transmembrane transport. Gene Ontology annotation, molecular function: transmembrane transporter activity. NCBI's taxonomy places the organism in Eukaryota, Metazoa, Chordata, Actinopteri, Cypriniformes, Cobitidae.
CUCUCUCAAAGUACUGCAGAGACAGAACUGCAGCGACUGCUUUAUUUGCUGGAUAUCUCUAGGAUACAAAUAAAUCUCAUUUCAUUAGACUCGGGUGGUGUCUCGUUUAGAGUAAUGGAUAGCCAACAUCGACAUCUUAUCCGUUCCUCUUCUUAAAGGACUCAUUCAUGAGAGCCAAGACGAGCAAAAGCUGCACUUUCGUAGUGUCUGCAGACCUCUUUCUCUCCACCAUCUCCAGCACCUUCUAAUCAUGGAGGUCACAGCUCCACGGGACACUUCUUCUCUCACGAAGGGGGCUAGAGACAUUGCAAAGGAGGCCAAGCGGCAAGCGGUUAAGAAGGUCAACAAAGUUGUGGACCGUGCAUCGGAUGAGUAUUCCCACACCCGAGCCUACCAACGCUUCCAGGAUGAAGACGAUGACUACUACAGCCAACCGGAUGGGAGCUACAUGGGCGUUAAUGCUAAUGAUGAAGAGGGAUCCAGCGAUGCCACUGAGGGUCAUGAUGACGAGGACGAGAUGUAUGAGGGGGAGUACCAGGGGAUUCCCUCAGAUGCAAAGGCCACAGAUGGACAUGUGGCACUGGGGCAGCCUCUUUCAGACAGCCUGAAGGACAGAAGAGAGCUGGAGAACGAGAGGCAGGCGGAUGAGGAGGAGUUGGCUCAGCAGUAUGAACUCAUCUUACAGGAGUGUGGACACGGGCGGUUCCAGUGGCAGCUGUUCUUCACACUAGGUCUGGCACUCAUGUCAGAUGGUGUGGAGGUGUUUGUGGUGGGCUUUGUUCUACCCAGUGCAGAGACGGAUAUGUGUGUGCCUGACUCAUCUUCUGGUUGGCUAGGCAGCAUUGUGUACCUGGGGAUGAUGGUAGGGGCUUUCUUCUGGGGUGGCAUGGCUGACAAGGUGGGCAGACGACAGUGUCUGCUCAUAUGCAUGUCUGUGAAUGGCUUCUUCGCCUUCCUGUCUUCUUUUGUUCAAGGCUAUGGCUUCUUCUUGAUCUGUCGCAUGAUAGCUGGCUUUGGGAUUGGAGGAGCAGUACCCAUUGUCUUCUCAUACUUUGCUGAGGUAUUGGCGAGAGAAAAGCGUGGAGAGCACCUGAGUUGGCUCUGCAUGUUCUGGAUGAUUGGAGAGAUCUAUGCCUCUGCCAUGGCCUGGGCCAUCAUACCUCACUACGGCUGGAGUUUCAGUAUGGGUUCAGCUUAUCAGUUCCACAGCUGGAGGGUGUUUGUGGUGGUGUGUGCACUUCCCUGUGUCUGCUCCGUGGUGGCCCUAACAUUUAUGCCCGAGAGCCCCAGAUUCUACUUAGAAGUGGGGAAGCACGAUGAGGCCUGGAUGAUCCUCAAGCAGAUUCAUGACACAAACAUGCGAGCGCGUGGACAGCCUGAGAAAGUCUUUACCGUGAACAGGAUUAAAAUCCCAAAGCAGAUUGAUGAGUUUGUAGAGAUGCAGACAGAAUCUGCCAGCGUUUUCUCAAAAGUGAUCUUCAGAGUAAAGUCUGAACUUUAUGGGAUAUGGCUGACCUUCUUAAAGUGUUUUAAUUAUCCACUGAAAGACAUUACAAUGAAACUUGCUACUGUGUGGCUUACAUUGUCUUUUGGGUAUUAUGGUCUAUCUGUAUGGUUCCCUGAUGUCAUCAAGCACCUCCAGGAAGAUGAAUAUGCCUCCAAAGUGCAAAGGCAUGCCAGUGAACGCAUCGAAGACUUCACAUUCAAUUUUACAUUAGAGAACCAGAUACAUACUAAUAGCUUCUUUGUCAAUGACAGGUUUAUAAGUAUGAAAUUCAAGUCUGUCACUUUCAUCAAUUCCACCUUUCAGAACUGCUAUUUAGAGGAUGUGACAUCGGUGGGGUCAUUCUUUCGAAACUGCACAUUUAUCGAGUCUGUCUUCUAUAACACUGACAUUGACGACUCCAAACUUAUAAACACUGAAAUCAUAAACAGCACAUUUUACCACAACAAAACAGGCUGUCAAAUGACUUUCGAGGAUGAUUACAGUGCAUACUGGGUCUACUUUGUUAAUUUUUUGGGAACACUGGCCGUCCUCCCUGGCAAUAUUGUGUCUGCACUUCUUAUGGAUAAAACUGGACGCUUGUCUAUGUUAGGGUUUUCCAUGGUCCUGUCUGGCAUCAGCUGUUUCUUCCUGUGGUUUGGCACGAGUGAGUCUAUGAUGAUUGGAAUGCUGUGCUUGUACAACGGUCUGAGUAUCUCUGCCUGGAACUCACUGGAUGUUGUGACAGUAGAGCUCUACCCUACAGACAGAAGAGGAACUGGAUUUGGUUUCUGUAACGCCUUGUGCAAGCUAGCUGCAGUGCUUGGAAAUGUGAUUUUUGGCUCUUUAGUGGGCAUCACCAAAGCCAUCCCCAUUCUUCUCGCAGCCUCAGUGCUCGUCACCGGGGGUCUGGUAGGAUUACGGCUACCUGACACCAGGUCUAAUGUCCUAAUGUAAACUUUGUUUCAGACGUAUAGAGAUAUCCAAAAUGCUUGAAAACCCUCAUUCCUUAAUAUGUGCACUGUAGUGUGCGCUCAUUUGUGUCUCUGCCUGUGAAGUCCAGGCUGAAGUCUCAUAAUAUAAUUAUGGGAUUAGGAGCAUCAAAAUUUGAUUUUACUCAUUUUGCAUUUUAGAGAAUGCUCUUUACAUUAUGAUUUUAUGUAAAAAACAUUAAAUAACAAAAAUUAAAGGGUUUCCCAGAGGGUUUCACAAAGGGUUUUCACAGACUUUUUACACAAAUUCUUUAUUUUUUUAUGUUUUUUUUCAACAUUGCUGUGUGAGUGCCAUUGUUCUCUACUUAGGCAUUAUCAUAAAUAUAUUUUGGGUGAAAAAAUAUUUUUUAUCACCUGUAAGCUUUUUUAAUAUCUACAAAUUACAGCUUUUCCACAACUAAGUCAACUUGCAACCUUGCUUUCUUUUUGGCUUUUUUAUUGGUUUAUAAUGCCCUGGGUAUGGAAGUAAGUGUAAAUAUUAAUGUCCCCUAAUUAAGACCUGAGCAAAAUGAGCUAUUAAUGAGCAGUUCAAGCCUGCUGUAAAUAUGCAGAUAAGCAGGAUGAUCAGAAAAACUGGAAGCUCUGCACAGCUGCAUCACAGCUGGCUGACUGAACCCAAAUAAUUAAAUCCAAAGAUGAGAGAAAAGUUAAUGUUGGGUUAAGAGUUUACUGGUAAACAACUUUCAGUAAAAUGCUCUUUAAAGUGCCUGCUUUUAGGUUUAGUUAUACAUGUUGAAGAUGUUAUUUCUAGAAACAUUGUUUAAUGUUUUUCUAAAAGUUUAUUAAUAGUAAUACUAAUAGGUAUUUUU